Fulmarus glacialis (Northern fulmar) is the source of this 1788-nucleotide messenger RNA. It is a transcript of the gene SMAP1, whose product is annotated as small ArfGAP 1. The record is from RefSeq and is a predicted model, not a curated record. Gene Ontology annotation, molecular function: GTPase activator activity. Gene Ontology annotation, biological process: regulation of clathrin-dependent endocytosis. The coding region runs from base 261 to 938 and encodes 225 amino acids. The transcript is spliced from 4 exons. Lineage: Eukaryota; Metazoa; Chordata; Aves; Procellariiformes; Procellariidae.
GGAAAGAAGUCCUUACAAAAUCUGAACAAUAUCACAGUCUGAAAAAUGUUUUAUCUCUGAAAUUGAAUGCAUCUUUGAUGGGGGUGGAGUAGGAGAGAAUGGGCAGCUUUAAUUUUUCUCAUGCUGUUAAAAUAUUAACAAUUUUCACUUUAAAUGUGAUUCUGUUGUCUUUUUAAGAUGGUCCAGCUGAAGCAUCUGUUACAAAUGGAGGCACCGCUGCUGUCACAGCGCUGAAUGAUGAUCUGGAUAUCUUCGGUCCAAUGAUCUCUAAUCCUUUACCAGCAGCUGCUGUACCUCCUGCUCAGAGCACUUCCACUAAGCCAGUAGCUACCACCUUGUCUGCGGUAUCCGGGGAUCUUGAUCUAUUCACUGAGCAAACAACAAAAUCCGAAGAGUCGGCAAAGAAACAACUCUCCAAAGAUUCCAUCUUAUCACUGUAUGGCACAGGAACCAUGCAGCAGCAAAAUGCUCCGGGUAUGUUCAUGGGGUCGUCUUCUAUGCCAUUUACCACACAACCAUCAACUCAUUUUCAAGGAUUUCCAGCCAUGGGAGUUCCUGUGCCUGCAGCAACUGGGAUGAUGGGAAACGUGAUGGGACAAUCAGUGCCAGUCAUGGGACAGAGCACAGGCAUGAUGGUAGGAAUGGGAAUGCCCAAUGGAUUUACUGGUACUACACAGACUGGUGUGAUGGGACUUCCUCAAAAUGUCGUUGGACCUCAAGGUGGAAUGGUGGGACAGAUGGUCACGCCACAAAAUAAGUACGGAUUGCAACAAAACCAACAAGCUCCAUGGAACCUCUCUCAGAUGAACCAGCAAAUGGCUGGAAUGAAUCUCAGCAGCUCCAGCAACGUGAUGGGCUUUGGCCAGCCCUCCAGCACAGCGGCAGGAUGGACUGGAAGCUCCUCUGGUCAGACUCUCAGCACACAACUGUGGAAAUGAAAGUUGCAACAGGAGUCUCACCCCGAACAGCCACCUGACAUUCCUUGUUCAAAUGCGUUUACUUUCGCUGUUCCUUCCAUGUACAUACUCUUUUUCUUUUUCCCCAGCUGUUCAGAUUAAGAAUAUAACUGACUGACCGUGUUGUGGUCUAUAUUGAUUUAAAUUUGAUGUAGUGAAAAGCAGAUCAAGAAUGCAUUUAUACAUCAUUGGCAGCGUUUUCAUACAAUGCAUAUGAUUUCAUAGACCAUAUAUUUAAGAAGCUGCUUAACCACCUACUGAUUUUUUUCCCCUCAAAAUUCUAGAUCAAAUGUUUGCAUAUAAGGGAUGUAGCUAUCAUGUUAGUAAUACCCAAAAAUAUGAACCCUGACCCCCCAAAAUUACCCAGUAAUCCUGUAGAAGGUACUGUACGAACAAAUGUUUAAUCAUAUAUAAAUAGAAUGUAAAUGUAUCACUGAGCAAUGUUUUCUAGUGUAUCAAACAAAUUUUGUUUCAUCAUACAUUUCACUGUGAUGUUAUUAUGGUGUGCAUAACAGGGAAUAUGGUUAUUGAAAGAAAGAUAAACCUGGAUGUUGCUGUAGUUCUACAAAUCAAUAGUUUAUUCUUGUAAAAACGAGCAUUUGAUCCAUUUGAGUUUCCUGUGAUAAAGUACCCAAUCUGGCUCGCGAGGCACGUACACAGUAUUAAUGCUGAAAACUAGCGGCACAAUAUGUAUACAAGGUAACUCAAUGUGAACAGCUAUAUUUUUCCUUGCAGAGAUAUCCAGGUUUAUGACAGUGAUUGUGUUUACAUUUUAUGGUGCCUCAUAAUGAUAAAAUGUUAUUUCCCUAUAUUAAAAGGAUAAAUCCAUAAA